AUGAGCUCAACUAGCAACAAAAAGUGUCGCUCAGUGUGCAUCAUCGGCGCCGGAGCAGCUGGUUUUUGUGCACUGCGCCAUUUCAUCAAUCAAGAGGAAGAAUUUAGUCCGGUGAUUUGCUACGAACAGAGUGCUCAAAUUGGCGGCACUUGGAAUUACACCGAUCAAACUGGAAAUGAUGAAAAUGGAUUGCCAUUACACACAAGCAUGUAUCGAGAUUUACACACAAACUUACCCAUGCAAAUAAUGGAGUUUCCCGACUUUCCAUGGCGCCAAAAGCAGUCUUUUGUUCAUCACAGUAAAGUACUGCAGUAUCUGGUCGACUACGCCAAACACUAUGGCCUGUUGCCGUACAUUCACUUGGAACAUCACUUGACUCGAUUGACACGUACCGACGAUGAUGGCCAGUGGCAAGUGACGUUGUGCCAAGUGAAACAACAGCACAGUUUCACGCGGACGUUUGAUAUUCUAAUUCUCUGUCCUGGUCGACAUUCACUGCCCUACUACUCAGAGAUUCCAUCACUGACCAGCAAUUUUACCGGAUCAGUCAUACACUCCCACGACUAUCGACGCAGGGAGUCGUACACUGGUCAGAGGGUGGCGCUGAUAGGUGGUGGUCCCACUGGGUUUGACUUGGCCAUUGAAGUGGGCUCCGUUGCUGCUGAAGUAGUUUUCAUCAACCGAAGCAUUUUUCAGUUUGAAAAUCUUCCAGCAAAUGUGCGCCAGCUAAAUGGUGAAGUUGUACACUUUUCGGCUGAUUCGAUGAGUGUCAAGUUAAAGGAUGACAGCAUCUUAAAGUUUCCUGUCGAUUCAGUCAUUCUUGCAACUGGAUACUUGUUCAAUCUUUCGUACCUAGACCAGAAGUCAACUGCAAUUCGAUUAACAGCUGACAACACACUGGAUGGUCUUUACCGACACAUGGUCAACAUUAAGUAUCCGAGCAUGGCGCUAUUGGGCAUCUGUCAGAAGGGAGUUUUACCCUUUCCAAUGUAUCAUCAGCAGGUUCUCUACUACAGGAAACUUUUGCUGGGCAAAAUUGCUAUUCCAACGAUUGCUGAAAUGAAGAAAGAGGUAGAGGAUGACCUGUUGAUGCGUGCUGCUGUUGGUUACCGACCAAAGGAUCGACACUGCUUGAAGGUAGACCUGCUUAUAGAGUACAUUCGCCUUCUUGAACGUGAUGCACAGCUUACGCCGUUGAAGGCAGUUGUGAUGAAGCUGCACGCUGACCUUUAUCCCAUUCGAUGCAAAAACAUUUGCACAUACAAGCAUGUCGACUACCGAAUACUGGACGAUAAGACUUAUGAAGAAGCGUGA
Messenger RNA from Rhagoletis zephyria (snowberry fruit fly), 1314 nucleotides. Lineage: Eukaryota; Metazoa; Arthropoda; Insecta; Diptera; Tephritidae. The record is from RefSeq and is a predicted model, not a curated record.